AUGAGCACAUACGCACCUCUUUCGUGGUCGGAGGGAGGUAUGGAGUAUGUGUUCCCAACGCACAGGGAAGGGAGGUCGCAGUCAUAUUAUCGUUCAAUAGCAACACGAUUCCUACCUUCAUUGUUAUUAAUUGGGAUUGGUAUAGUAAUAGGAAUCAAUCAUCCACUUUAUUUAUCUAUAUAUUCACGUAGACCACUGUCGAUAAAUUCAAUUUUACCAUCCUCUUUACCACCUUCUCCACCUCCCAUUCCUUCUUCCUCUUCUUUAUCAAUAUUAUCACAUUUGCCAAAACCAGAAGAACCAAUACCGAAUAUUGUACAUUACGUAUAUGGAUUAGCGAACGAACCACAACAAACACAACCUGAUUUCCCGUAUUUCGCUUAUUUGGCUAUGAGAUCAGCCAUGAUCACUCUAAAACCUGAACAAAUUUGGUUUCACUGUAUACAUGAACCGAAAGGUUAUUGGUGGGAUAGAAUAACAAAAUCAGAAGGAUGGAUAAAUGAAUAUGGUAAAAUACAAGGAACGGUGAAAAUAAUAAAAGCUAGAGAUGUAGAAUGGAUAGGUAGCGAUAAAAGGCCCGUUACUCAUUUUGCCCAUAAAGCCGACAUCAUACGUUUAGAAGUACUACGCGACCAUGGUGGUAUUUACCUUGACAUCGAUACAUUCGUUCUUUGUCCUUUCGCCUCUUUCAACUUAUUACGUCAAGAUGUAGUGUUAGGAAUGGAAGCACAUGGUCUAACGUUUCUGCGCGGAAUGGGAAGUGACGAUGAGAUGGAGCCUAAAGGAUUAUGUAACGCUGUGAUAAUAGCCAGAAAAGGGGCCGAGUUCUUGAACAGAUGGCUAGCAAGCUAUGAAGGUUUUAGAGGUGAUAGAUGGACCGAACAUUCUGUUGAAAUGCCCUGGACAUUAGCCAAGAUGUAUCCCACUUUACUUACUAUCUUAUCUGAAAGAGCUUUCUUUUGGCCGCUUUGGACAGAUGAUCAUAUCCAUGCGGUAUAUGAAACGACUGAAUACGACUUUGAGAAAUCCGGUCAGCUUGCAUAUCACGCAUGGGAAUCCAAAGCUCGCCCAUAUUUAUCUGCACUUGAUCCAAUAACGAUACAUACCAUAGAUACUUCAUUCACAAGGAUGGCAAGACGUUUUGUUGAGGCAAAUGAAGAAAGUCGUUGGAAAGCCUCUGGAAUGCCUGAUGGAAGUGGCGAGACAGGUCUGGGCAAAGCAGAUGAGGAUAUCGAACAGGAAGAAGUUACAUCGAUACCUAUCUGGAGAAGAAAGAUAAAUUAG
This is a messenger RNA of Kwoniella shivajii, 1284 nucleotides long. RefSeq lists its product as uncharacterized. Lineage: Eukaryota; Fungi; Basidiomycota; Tremellomycetes; Tremellales; Cryptococcaceae. The record is from RefSeq and is a predicted model, not a curated record. The transcript is spliced from 6 exons. Bases 1 to 1284 code for a protein of 427 amino acids.